Molecule: messenger RNA, 2341 nt
Organism: Ylistrum balloti
Lineage: Eukaryota; Metazoa; Mollusca; Bivalvia; Pectinida; Pectinidae
Exons: 2
Coding region: 165-1997 (610 amino acids)
Molecular function (GO): metal ion binding
Source: RefSeq, a predicted model, not a curated record
AAUGUUAUUGCUGUAGACUGACAGAUGUGGACUUUGUACACCUCUAGUAACGCAACGUAUAUCUAAUAAUCAAAAUGGCCUAAUUCAACGGUAUGUUAUAAAUGAUAAUAAGGAUCAAAGAACAUGACCUGGUGAUUCGGAUCAGGAACUGACACACUGGACAGAUGGCUCUUGCUGCAUAUAAAGAGGAAAAUCUGUGCUGUCCUAUCUGUACAGAGGACCUACGGGAACCAAAGAGUUUACCGUGUUGUCAUGGAUUCUGUAAGGAAUGUCUUCAUUUCUACAUCAUGUCAAAGCCACCUGUACAUGUUAAACGUUUGGUUGGAUUCAAUUGCCCCAUCUGCCGUGCAUUUACGGCAGCGCUGAAUCAGAAAUCUCCACGUCAUCAGUGGGCGAGUGAUUUCUUGACAGACUUUCGAUUUGUUAGUAUGUUGGAAUCGCUUCCAGAUGUUACAGAGUCCUCUGUCAGUAGUUCAGCAAGCUGUACCUGUCUGCAGGCCCCUCUUGAUGUGUAUUGUCGAACACACUUGCACGACAUUUGUAAGACUUGCGCUUCAAACUCCCAUCGGAAAUGCUCUACCAUUUCUAAAGACAUGGCAAAAAUGGAAUUUGAUAGAGACAUUAAGCAGCUCCAGGGUUUGAUAAAAACUUUAGAAAAAGAACAAAAUGAUCUUGGAAGAAGUGAAAAUAGUACUGACACAACACAUUUCAGACAUUCCUUUGUUGGAAAUCGCCAGAUAAACCACAGCAAAAUAAAAAACAACAUUGAGACAACGGUUGACGGAAUCAUGAAAAGUCAUCACUUAAACAUGAGUAAACGAAAGGAAGAAUGUCAGAUGAUCAUUGAAGACGCACAUUAUCAGUUAAAGCAAGCAAUGUCAUUGGGAAGUCAAUCAACAUGUCAGUUGUGCACUUCUUCAGAUGUACUCAAAGUGACGCUUGAAAAUCUUGCAGAUCGACGCCGACACCUUACGAGGCUACCAAACUCUCUAGCAGACAUCAAAACAAGAACCAGUGCUUACAUAUCUUGUGCUAUCUCUCCUUUGAAACCAAAAGAUUCUUCGAUAGAGUUUGAAAGAAAAGGAAGCAAUUUUCCAAGUGUAUUUGCUCUGCGAUUACAUGAAUCUUUCAAUGCUAAGCUGCCAUCAGACUUGAGGAACUGUCUUAUCACAGGAGCAGCCAUACUCACUGAUGGUCGAGUUGUGCUUGCAGACACAAAUAACAGCAACAUCAAAUUGUUUUCUUCCAAUUUUGCAUUUUUGAAUUGUAUCAGCCUUUUGGCACCGCCUUUCGAUAUUGCUGAAACAGAAUGCAACAAUAUUGCUGUUACAUUCGGAAAAAGAAAUGUUAUUCAUUUCUACGAGGUGAAUGAUAAGCUUCCAUAUGAACAUGAGUCUAUUUCAACAGACCAGCCUUGCUACGGUAUGUCGUCUGGUAGCGAUUUACUCUAUGUGUAUUGUGGAAACUCCUGGCUCAAUCCAUCGUGUAUCAGAAUAUAUGAUUAUAGCCGGACUUUAGUCACAAAGGUUUUCAUGGAAAUGUUCUCAGCUGGAGAAUAUUUAGGGUAUUGCCCUGUAUCAGAAUACAUGUACGCUACUUCACAAAAUCUCCUUUCGCCACAGCAACUCCUUUGUUACCCGGGCGAUGGUAAUUGUAAGAAGAUACUUGGUUUUUCUGACAGAAAUAACAAGCAUAUAAUGCUUGGCCAAAUCCGGGGAAUGGUUGGCGUAAAGUGCGGCCUCAUAAUGGCCGUUCGGAGCAUGCCAAAGACUUUUGGGCUGGUGUUAUCGAGGUCUACUAUUAUUUUUGGAGACAACAGAUCAAUUACAAACGAUAACAUGUACACGAAAGUCCUCAUGGGGAAGGAUGAAGCACAGUUUGCUCGAGUCGUAGCGUCAAACAAACAGAGAACCAUGCUUCUUGUAGGUCAGGAAUCACCUUUCAUAAUUGAAAAAAGAAACAACCAGGUGAAAAUGUUCCGCGUUGUCCGUAAUUAGUAACUGACAAUAUUGUAAAUUGUCAUGUAGUUUUCUCUGAUAAUGGAGAAUUCAUAUACUAAGUCAGAUUAAUCAUGAAUCUACUAUGGACAUUUGACCAAAGUUGUAGAACAGGAAGUAACUCACUAAACAUAUGGUGACUCGUAGGGUUCAUCAUCCAACUACCAUGUAUUAUAAAGAUAGCUAUUAACAUCUGUUUGCUGUAGCAAAAUUUCACUGACAACAUUUGAUUGGUAACUCUAUUGUGAUAUUUGUUGAGAUUCUUGACAAGCAAUUUCAGGAUGAAGCAAUGAAUGGUUAUACUUAGGUGCUUAAAUAAUCAUAUUGAUGACUGUGAUGAUAUA